Messenger RNA from Schistosoma turkestanicum, 516 nucleotides. The record is from the annotation of a GenBank genome assembly. Lineage: Eukaryota; Metazoa; Platyhelminthes; Trematoda; Strigeidida; Schistosomatidae.
CAACAUAUCUGUCAAUUCAGUCUAGGAUGGAGUUCAUGGUAUUAUCCAAUCUAAGUAUUUUAACCAUGAUAACAUGGACAUUUAGUGCAAUUUCAGAAACAACAGACAAUAAAAUAUGUGACAAGACAAAUUCGUGCAUAUUCAACUCAACUGAUUGGAGUAAGCCACAAGAAAUAUCUGGUCUCGUUCUAAUAGGUAUGGCUCUAAUGUUGGCACUCAUCAUUAUACUCAUCAAAGGAUUGCACACUGCAUCAAAAAGGAAUACCAUUUUCAUAAUUAUAACCUUGAUUAUGAUGAUUAUCGGUGUUGGGUUGGUGACUUUAUGUGUUACUUGGUAUGAAAAGGUCAUUGCGGCAAUUGUUUCAUUCUCGAUAAUGCUCUUUGCUGUUGAAUUGUGUCUCAGCAUAAAACGUUCUGCAGGGAGAUGGACGACACUAGUAUUUUUAGUUUGCAGUGCAUUGGUGACAGUUGGAAUGGUCUGCAGUAUUUUAAGUAUUAAUUGGUGUCAACUUCCAU